Messenger RNA from Klebsormidium nitens, 763 nucleotides. NCBI's taxonomy places the organism in Eukaryota, Viridiplantae, Streptophyta, Klebsormidiophyceae, Klebsormidiales, Klebsormidiaceae. The record is from the annotation of a GenBank genome assembly.
CUCAAGAUUAUAAUAGGAAGUUGAAAGGCGAUGGAAGAUUCUGCAUUGGUGCCAACAAAACAAGGAGUUUCAGAAUCAUAGGUACCGAGUUGAACAGCUGUGAGAGGCAGUGGGUGAGCACAAGGUUCUCUGUGAAGAGCACAAUCUGCUCCCUCUAUACAGUCUCCGGGUUGCUAUUAGCAGUGCAGAAUGGCCACAACGCUGGAGCCCCCUCGAACAAAGCAGAGACUGGAGGAGCCUCCAGGUGUAAGUGGCAGAGAAGCGUCACGAGCGGGGGGCUUGGAAGCAGGGCCGGGAAAGGAACCUGUUGCUGAUGGCCAGAGACAGUUCACUUGUUCAUGGCAUGUAGACUUUCCAACGGAGGAAGCGGCUGUCAUAGUGUGCAAAACCUUGUCUGUAGACGCAGAGCUGAACCCCACGAAAGUUUUCCGAGAGAUCCGUGUGGCUGGCAAACAACUCCUAGUAUCUUUCGCUGCCUCGGAUGACAGGCUGCUACGAACAGCUGUGAAUGGAUUCAAAGACAUGCAAAAACUGGCUAUCAGAACCCUUGAAGAAUUUGGACCCCAUCUAAUGGAGCCAGCAACGUAGCCUAAUCUAUCUUGUAAUAUAGCCCCUUGAAUCCUAGUGCACGCAGCUCUCGUAGCCCCCAGCAGGAGAUUGUCAGGAGUCAAUGGCAGCAUGCUCGAAUCAUCUUCAUGAAAGCUACAUGUCACAUCGCAUGCCGUGCUAUGGUGCUAUCCUUGCUCACUUCAAUCAUGCCAAG